GUUUGGACAGCCAAUAGUUUAGUAUUUUGUUAGCUGCACGUCCGGUAUAAUUUUAUCUCGUCCGCUGGUCACACCUCGCGCAUUUUUUCAUCAAAAUUUCGGGACGGAAGUCGCUGGAUACGAAACCGAUAGAUCCAUAGGCAAGCGAACCACAAGACGAACAUGCUCCGAUCCCGACUUAUCCAGGCGGCUAGCUCCGCCCAGCGAGCGUUCUCCACCAGCCAGAAGGCGCUGGCGGCCAAGCAGAUGACCGUGCGGGAUGCCCUCAACAGUGCUUUGGACGAGGAGCUGGAACGCGACGACCGGGUCUUCAUUCUCGGCGAGGAAGUUGCCCAGUACGAUGGUGCUUACAAGGUAUCCCGUGGCCUGUGGAAGAAGUACGGCGACAAGCGUGUCAUUGAUACGCCAAUCACAGAGAUGGGCUUCGCUGGCAUCGCCGUUGGAGCUGCCAUGGCUGGUCUGCGUCCCGUGUGCGAGUUCAUGACCUGGAACUUUUCCAUGCAGGCCAUCGAUCACAUCAUCAACUCCGCCGCCAAGACAUUUUACAUGUCCGCCGGUGCAGUGAACGUGCCGAUUGUGUUCCGUGGUCCCAAUGGAGCUGCUUCCGGAGUGGCUGCCCAGCACUCACAGUGCUUCGCCGCUUGGUACGCCCACUGCCCCGGCUUAAAGGUCAUCUCGCCAUACGACUCCGAGGAUGCUCGUGGCCUGCUGAAGGCCGCCAUCCGUGAUCCCGAUCCAGUGGUGUUCCUGGAAAACGAGUUGGUCUACGGCACCGCUUUCCCCGUGGCCGACAACGUAGCCGACAAGGACUUCGUCGUGCCCAUCGGCAAGGCGAAGAUCAUGCGGCCCGGCAAGGACAUCACCCUGGUGGCUCAUUCCAAGGCGGUGGAGACGUCGCUGCUGGCAGCCGCCGAGCUUGCCAAGAAGGGCAUUGAGGCCGAGGUCAUCAACCUGCGCUCCAUUCGUCCCCUGGAUACGGCAACCAUAUUCGCCUCCGUUCGCAAGACCCACCAUCUGGUUACUGUGGAGAAUGGCUGGCCCCAGCAUGGUGUUGGAGCUGAGAUCUGCGCCCGCAUUAUGGAGGACCAGACCUUCUUCGAGCUGGACGCCCCCGUCUGGCGCUGUGCCGGCGUGGAUGUGCCGAUGCCAUACGCCAAGACGCUCGAGGCGCACGCCCUUCCCCGCGUUCAGGAUGUGGUGGACGCGACCCUGAAGGUUCUCGGCGGUAAGGCGGGCAAGGCUGUGGCUGCUGCCAAGUAAGAGUAGACUUCUAGUCGACCUUCAGCAAAUCACUACACCGAGCUAAAUUAAUUCUUUGUCCUCGUUGUAACGCUGCCUCUGGUCUAACCGAGCUGCCUCCAACUUUAGUGCACCGAACUGGAAUCCGAAAACGGGAAAUUGAAUUGUUUGGAAAUUAAACAGCACCAAAAAUGAUGUUUAUUUUUCAAGCGUUCUAGUUUAAUUAUUUGGUUAUAGAAAUCUCUUGUGAAAAUAAACGAAACCUUUAAACAUA
This is a messenger RNA of Drosophila ficusphila, 1513 nucleotides long. It is a transcript of the gene Pdhb, whose product is annotated as pyruvate dehydrogenase E1 component subunit beta, mitochondrial. The record is from RefSeq and is a predicted model, not a curated record. Lineage: Eukaryota; Metazoa; Arthropoda; Insecta; Diptera; Drosophilidae. The coding region runs from base 163 to 1260 and encodes 365 amino acids. The transcript is spliced from 6 exons. Gene Ontology annotation, molecular function: pyruvate dehydrogenase (acetyl-transferring) activity. Gene Ontology annotation, biological process: pyruvate decarboxylation to acetyl-CoA.